AUGGAGGAUUCAGCACAAAGUAUCACCUGGACUGGGGAACCUGAAACAAGAUUUGCAUUUGAUCAUGUUGCAUGUGAAGCAGUAGACCAGGAAACACUUUUCAGGAUAAUUGGAGUGCCAAUGGUGGAGAAUUGCUUAUCUGGAUACAAUUGUUGGAUGUUUGCUUAUGGGCAGCUGCGAGAGGAUACCAAGAAAGGUGUAUAUGUUGAAAAUCUAUCAGAAUUAAGUGUCCAAACCGUUGGUGAUAUUCUUAAACUUCUAAGACAGGGUUCUUUAAAUAGGAAAGUUGCAGGUACCCGUACGAAAAACUACAAAAGCCGAUCACAUACUGUUCUUACGUGUGAAAUUCAGAGUAUGUGGAAAAAAGAUAGCAGCUGUAACUUGAGUUUUGCUAGACUAAAGCUUGUCGAUCUUGUAGGUUCAGAAAGCAGGCAAAAAGCUUCUAGUGUUGAAGUUGAGCCUUUGAAGAAGACUGCUUAUUUAAAUAAAUCAUUGUUUACUCUCAGUCGUGUAAUAAAGGCUCUUGUGGAUGUGGCGAAUGGAAGACCAAGGCAUCUGCCAUAUAGAGAUUCAAGACUCACAUUUCUAUUUAAGGAGGAGGAGGACACUGCAGAUAAACAAGAGGAAGAGGACAUUGAUCAUUAUGGAGAAGUAUUUGGACCAGAAAAUCACGUUGAGGCCGGAAUUAUUGAAGCCACUAUGACCCUGCAGGAGGAAGAACUCUCUCUUUUUCAGCAGGAAGAUGAAGCUUGUAACCUUAAAGAGAUGGAGAACAGAAAAAUAUUGGUACUUUUUCGAACUCAGGUCAUACUGAAGGAUGUAAACAAUAAAGUUGCAACCGAUCUUCAGAAUCAAGAAACAGAAUCUAUAUGUGAAAGGUUGAAGUGA
Messenger RNA from Coffea arabica (coffee), 888 nucleotides. The record is from RefSeq and is a predicted model, not a curated record. NCBI's taxonomy places the organism in Eukaryota, Viridiplantae, Streptophyta, Magnoliopsida, Gentianales, Rubiaceae.